AUGGCUAAUAAUCUGUCACUGCAGAGCAUAUUGGAUGCAAAUAAACUCACUGGCCCAAACUUCCUCGAUUGGUUUCGAAACCUUGAGAUUGUCUUGAAACAGGAGAAGAAAUCCUAUGUCCUUGACACUCCUAUUCCACCAGUCCCUGUUGCUGAUACUAGUGCUGAGGAUAAGGAAGCAUAUCAACGUCAUAAGGAUGAUGAUGAUCAGGCAACAUACAUGAUGCUAGCCAAUGGCAGUUCUGUUAGACCCCAUGUGCUGAAGAUGAUUGAACUCAUCGAGAAACUUGGACAAUUGGGAUUAGCAAUGGAUCAUGAGCAAAGUAUAGACUUAGUUCUACAAUCUCUUCUUGACAGCUUGGCUCGCUAUGCACCUUAUCUCGUUUCUACUAAGGAGAUGAAGAUUCAGAGGUUUGUGGAUGGGCUAGUAGAGCCGUUGUUUAAGGCUGUGGCAUCCCAAGAUUUCAAUACCUACUCUGCAGUGGUAGAUUGUGCUCAACGGAUUGAGAUGAGGACCAAUGAGAGUAGAGCCACGAGGGAUAGAGAAAAAAAGGCUAAGAUAGAGGGUUAUCAAGGCUAUAGAUAUUUUAGCAGUGGGAUGUCAUCUUCUAGCCGUCAGGGUCCAUAA
Theobroma cacao (cacao) is the source of this 627-nucleotide messenger RNA. NCBI's taxonomy places the organism in Eukaryota, Viridiplantae, Streptophyta, Magnoliopsida, Malvales, Malvaceae. The record is from RefSeq and is a predicted model, not a curated record.